Molecule: messenger RNA, 973 nt
Organism: Lactuca saligna
Lineage: Eukaryota; Viridiplantae; Streptophyta; Magnoliopsida; Asterales; Asteraceae
Source: the annotation of a GenBank genome assembly
AUGGUCAACUCUUUAAUCAGGUUACGUGACCUCUGGUAUAGUCUACGCUCAAGAAAUCUUGGGCUCGUAGAUAGCGACUGCAAAACCCAAAUCGUAUUCCCCGUUAUUCCCCGUCCUCACCGCCAGAUUAAGCGAGGGAAGCUACCGCUACAUGCUUUUCGAAGCAUACCCAAAAUUUCAACUGGCUUAUGCACAUCACGCGCCAAUCGCAGGUUGGAUAUGAAUUUUCGAAGAAAAUAUGUUUCAGCCACACCAUCUGGGGUUUUGAUGUUAGAAGGGAAUGACAUGGUGCCAUUCUUCAACAUAGGGAUCAAUACAAUGGUUACAUUUUCACACGUUGGAGGCAAUUAUGCAGUUAUAGUUACCGGUCAAUGUGGGAAACGUAGUGAGAAAAGAGAGUUCUGGUACGGUCUCCCUGUUGUGCCCAUAAGUAAAGAUAUUCAGGAAGGACAAUCAUGAGAGGAGGAUUUCAAAGUGUUUAUUACCGAAUCCCAGAUUCUUUCAUAAAUGAGCCUUGUGGAAAGCUAAGUUUUUUGGCAUAUGGAGGAAUUCAUGAUUCAAGGAGACAAUGAAGGACUUAAGUUGCAUAGAAACAACCAUUAGUCAGGCUGCAAAAGUUGUUAUUAGAAUAGAUGUUCCUACAUCUAAAUGUGGCAAAGUUUGUAAAUAACAAUCGGUAUAUACUUAUUUUGAAUAUGCAAAGAAUUGGGUUUCUUGAGUUUGAAAUCCUCAUCCAUGCAUAAAUAAAUAUUUAUUCAUGAAAAAGUUUUACUGAUGAUGGAAACCUUGGUAUAUUGUGCUUUUGAUGUAUGACAUUCGAUUGUUUGUCAAUGUUAGUUGUUAACUUAUAGCAAGAUAUCAACUACAAUACAAUCCAUUGCUACAAUGUACAUUCAUUUUCUAAUCGCAUAUUACAACAUAUUAAAUUAUUAUGCGUUUGUAAAUGUGCGAAUUGUAUGUCUACAAUUCAGGC